Molecule: messenger RNA, 3504 nt
Organism: Emericellopsis cladophorae
Lineage: Eukaryota; Fungi; Ascomycota; Sordariomycetes; Hypocreales; Bionectriaceae
Product: Chromosome segregation ATPase
Exons: 4
Coding region: 1-3504 (1167 amino acids)
Biological process (GO): double-strand break repair via homologous recombination
Cellular component (GO): nucleus; site of double-strand break; Smc5-Smc6 complex
Molecular function (GO): single-stranded DNA binding; damaged DNA binding
Source: RefSeq, a predicted model, not a curated record
AUGGCACCCCGGAAGCGCACGUACGAUGACGGCGGCGAUACAAGUGAGGAGGUUGUCAAAGCUACUUCGGCCUUGCGCCCGGAGUCUUCUCGGAAAAAGGCACGAGUAUCCAUCAACGUUCAAGACAAGGACCAAGGACCAGUUGAUGACGAGAGUCUGGCCUCUGAAGACGGGGAGGAAGAUGAAGAGCUAUCAAAUGCGCCCCAGUCCCCACCACAGACCCAAUACGAGUUCGAACGCGAUGCCGGCUUCCACCACCUAGACAACAUCGAGUACGACGACUUCCGAGCAACCCAGGCCAUCAGAAGGCAAAGGGAGAAACAAGUUGGCCAAAAUGCGGCAGCCGAGUCCGGCAUUAUUGAAUCUGUUACAUGUAUCAACUUCAUGUGCCACACCCGACUUCACGUUGAGCUCGGCCCAUUGAUCAACUUCGUUGUUGGCGAAAAUGGCAGCGGCAAAAGUGCCGUGCUGACAGCUAUCACGCUUUGCCUGGGUGGCAAGGCCAGUGAUACAAAUCGUGGAGGUAGCUUGCGUUCUUUCGUCCGAGCAGGGCAGGAGCAUGGCCAACUCAUCGUCAGGAUAAAAAAUGCUGGAACAGACUCGUACCAGCCUGACCUCUACGGCGACACAAUCACAAUCGAGCGAUACUUUUCCAAAUCCGGGACCAGUGGCUUCAAAAUCAAAUCAGCGGCGGAGAAGGUGAUCUCGACAAAGAAGCAGGAAGUGGACGAAAUCUCAGAAUGGUAUGCACUACAAAUCAGCAAUCCUCUGACAGUCCUCUCCCAGGACAAUGCUCGGCAAUUCCUCAACUCUGCAAGCCCUGCACAGAAGUACAAGUAUUUCAUCUCCGGCGUGCAGCUCGAGCAAUUGGACAAUGAUUACAAGAUGUCAAGAGACACGCUAGAUCGAACGGAACAGCUCAGCGAUGAGCUCAAGGACAGAAUCGCCGUUUUGAAGAAGGAUAUGGACGAAGCUCUAAGGCAAGCCGAGCUAGCCAAACAGAACGGCGAUCUGCGCGCCAAGGCACGAUUCCUUCGAAGUCAACUUGCUUGGGUUCAGGUGCUGGAGCAGGAGAACAUACUCAAGCAAAAGAUUGAGAUUCUAGCUGAACGCGAGCAGCGAGUGCUUGAAACUGAGCAAGCACGUGAUGCGAAUUCUCAAAACCUUGAGGACUUGGACCAGCAGAUUGCCAGGGCGGAGCAGGUCAGAGAAGAAGUUGUGGCAGAGGGGGCCACCUUCUCGCAAAAGGUUGCAGCGGCAGAGGAAAUCCUCGAAAAAGCUAAGAAGGAGCUAGCUGAUAUACAUCAAGAGGAAAGAGCAGCGCACACCCGCCUAAAGAACGCAGGGCAGAACGUAACCAAAACGAAAGACCUCAUCCAACAAGAGGAGGAGCGUCUCAGCGAAUCUACGGGCCCCGAGAGGGCGCAAAAAGACUCGGAACUCAACAAUGCGAAGACAAGAGAGGAGGAUAUGCGCAAACAACAAUCGCUGGCAAAUGCACGUGUGCCCGCCCUGAAAGAAGCUGUCAACGUCACGGAGCGCACAUUUCAAGAGGCAGACAAGCUUUAUAACGCCAAGAAAAAAGAAACUCUUGAAGCCAAAGCUCAUCUCAAGGCCCUCAGGGAAAAUUCCGGUGGUGCAAUGGAUGGCUACUCCGACGCGAUGAAAAGAAUCGUCGAUGCAAUCCACAAAGAUGGCACGUUCGCUCACAAGCCGGUUGGGCCCCUGGGCUCACUCAUACGACUAAAGCAGCCAGAGUGGUCAAAGAUUUUGGAGAAGACAUUAGGCGAUACUCUGAACGGCUUUGUUGUGCGAAGCAAGGGUGACCAAACCAAGCUAAGCAAACUCAUCGGCCGUUACACCGAUAAGUCACCCCCUAUUUUCAUAUCGAAUCAAGGUCAUCUGGACACUGCAACCAACGAGCCCGACGAGGAUUUCGACACAAUUCUACGCAUCAUGGAGUUCGAUGAUGAUACGGUCCGGACCCAGUUGAUCAUGAACGCGUCAGUAGAGAAAAUCAUCUUGGUGAAGGACCGUGUUCGUGCCCAACAAGUCAUGUUCAACCAGGCUCCCCCGCGCAACGUAGGCGCAUGCAUUUGUUUGCACGAUGGCGCCAACAAACGAAAUCAUGGUCUUCGAUUAACGAAUCGCGGAGGCAACAAGAGCACAAGUCCAAUCAGCCCACCUGAGAACAGACCCGGACCCAUAGUCAGCGGCCAGCCACGCAUGCGCACAGAUAUAAAACGCCAAGUCGCUCUACAGCAGGAGACAAUAGACCAGUUGGGCCAUGAUCUGAUCGCUAUGACUCACAGCCAGAAAGGUGCGAAGAAAGCACUAGAAAAUGCGAGGAACGAGGAAACAGACAACAGUCAGGCGAUUCAGAGCUUGGCACGAGAGAUCCGCCAAGCACAGGCUGACAUUCAGCGCAUAGAAGAGGAGUUGGACCAAUUCGAGGGCGCUGACGAUCGACUGGAGACCCUCAGGGCCACUCUUCGAGAGCACAAUGAGGAAGCUGAGCAGGUCGGCAUGCAAUACGGCAAUAUGAGACUUCAAAAGGAAACUCUGUCCGGCAAAGUUCAGGAGGAAAAGAAGAAAGUUGAAGCGUUGAAGGAAGAAGGCAAAGACUUCCAAGCUCGCGUCAACAAAGCAGAAGGCAAGGUUCGCGGCCUGAAUGAUGCCCGAAAGGUAGCUGUUUCAUCGAAGAACGCUGCCUACGACCAGGCUGCCAUGGCAGUACAGGAACGUGACCGGGCCGAGGUCAAGCGUCAACAAUAUGUCAAUCAGGUUGCUGAAUACACAGAGGAGGCCGAGAAGGUGUGCCAGGAGCGGCCUCCUAUACCUGAUGGCGAAACCCGUCAAAAUUUGGAGAAGCGUUUCAAGAAGAUCAAGGAACAGCUUGCCGCUCGAGAGAAGCGUUUUGGAGGUUCUGACGAGGAGCUUUUUGCGCGUCGCGAUGAGGCUGUGAAGCGAUAUGAGGAUAUCAAGACCCAGACUCAAGAUGUGGAGGAGACCAUUGUCUCUUUGAAGAGAGCCAUGGGCCGACGUCUUGAAAUCUGGCGACAAUUCCAACGGCAAAUCAGUGCGCGUGUACGCAAUCAGUUCACCAUUGUGCUCAGUGAACGCGGGUUCCGUGGCGGCAUCGAACUCGAUCACAAAAAUCGGAGAAUACACCUCAGGGUCGAGCCCGAUGAAACGCGCAAAAGCGAUGCUGGGCGCAACACAAAGACAUUGUCCGGAGGUGAAAAGUCGUUCACGUCCAUAUGUAUGCUUCUUGCCAUAUGGGAGGCCGUUUCAUCACCCAUUCGAUGCCUGGACGAGUUUGAUGUUUUCAUGGACAAUGUCAACCGGGCGAUGAGCACUAACUUACUGUGUGACGCUGCCCGCCGGUCAGUGUCCCGUCAGUACAUACUCAUUACACCUAAUGCUAUUGAGGGUCGCGCAAGGAUGGAUAAGGAUGUCAACAUUAUCCGGCUGACGGACCCUCGUCAACAGAGGCUGAUCUAG